Molecule: messenger RNA, 453 nt
Organism: Prunus armeniaca (apricot)
Lineage: Eukaryota; Viridiplantae; Streptophyta; Magnoliopsida; Rosales; Rosaceae
Source: the annotation of a GenBank genome assembly
AUGAAGCUUCACAUCAUAGAUGAUGGCACAGAUAGAAUCUCAGUUUUGCCUGAUUUUAUCAUCUAUCAUAUCCUGUCUUUUCUCCCCAUGAAACUAGAUGUUGAUCGAACUAGUAUCUUGUCCAAGCGAUGGCACUAUGUUCAUGCAUCUUUCCCCAUUUUCGAAUUCGAUCAAUCUCACUUCGGAAUAAGAGGUCUUGAUCUAGAUUAUUAUGCUACUCUAUGCAAUCAAACAUUUGAGGAAGCUAAUCCUGAAGACUUUAGAACUUACAACAAGUUUAUGGAAUAUGUGGAUGCCUCUUUAUUUGGAUUCUGCAGUAGGCAAACUCUUGCCUUGCAGAAAUUCAUACUGUCCAUGGACCUCAUGGUUGAUAUUGAGUUGGAUUCUGUUGUUGACAAAUGGAUUGACUUGGCAAUGAAAAAAGGGGUUAAGAAUGUUCAUUCAACAUUAUAA